Phascolarctos cinereus (koala) is the source of this 4317-nucleotide messenger RNA. RefSeq names its product minichromosome maintenance 10 replication initiation factor (gene MCM10). Gene Ontology annotation, molecular function: DNA replication origin binding; single-stranded DNA binding. Gene Ontology annotation, cellular component: nucleus; nuclear replication fork. Lineage: Eukaryota; Metazoa; Chordata; Mammalia; Diprotodontia; Phascolarctidae. Gene Ontology annotation, biological process: DNA replication initiation; DNA replication. The record is from RefSeq and is a predicted model, not a curated record.
CGGGGAACCGAGCUAGCUCGUUAGUUGAGAGGUUGGCUGCGCGGAGCGGAUCUCGGAUUUCUCUUGUGGUCGUAUUUGAUUCCUCCUUUGAGGUUCCAUAUCAGCUGUGCUUUUGACAUGGAUGAAGACGCGUGUGACCUGGCUCUACUUACUGAGCUGCUGGAGGAAAACGAAUCCGCUUUAGAAUGUAACUCAGGGCAGAGUGGCUUCUUGACAGAGAAAGCCAGAGAACCCGAUGAAUUUGAUGACCUCUUUGAUGCCGAUAGUGACAGUGCAUCUUACAAAGAAGAGAUUGAUGAGCUUGUGGAGGAGGAAUAUGAAGACCAAAAAGAAAAUGUGGCCACUCUCUUUGGAGAUGUCAAUGACCUGACAGAUGAGGAGAAUGAAGAAGCCCAGGAUGCAGCCCAAUCACUACAAUUAAGUCCUGUCCCUCCCCCAGCUCCCAGUCAAGAGAAAAUUCAACAGGAGUUGCAAGAUGAAUUAAAGAAAUUACAAGAGCAGAUGAAGACAUUACAGGAACGGCUAAAAAUGACUACAAUUGGGAAGUCUACAAGCCCAGAGCCUUCACAAAAAUCCUCUGGUAAGCUUUCACUCCUCCCCCUUAAGGAGAGGAAAGUUCAGAAGAUUCAGGAGUCAUCUUUUUUUUCUGCCCAGCUUGACAUCCCUACUGUACCAAAACCCAAGCAAGUAGCCCAGAAGUCAAAGGUUUUACCUGCAGAGCACAAGAGUCCUCUUUCAGGAUCAUUACCAAAUUCAUAUUCCCAGCCCCUCAGAUCUACUCCUGGAAACAAGCCUAGUGGAAGGACUGGAACCUCGAAUUUAGGGACAUCUGGAACUUCACAUGGAACUGCUCAGACUGUUUCAGUGGAAAAAUUUACUGGACUCCGGUUAAGGCGGCCUCGAGUGUCCUCCACAGAAAUGGACAGAAAGAUGACUGGCCGGAAACUGAUCAGACUGUCUCAGCUCAAGAGCAAGUUGGCGAGUGAGAAAUUGGAAGAAAUAGACUGGGUGACAUUUGGGGUCAUAAUGAAGAAAGUCACGCCUCAGAGUUCAAACAAUGGAAAAACCUUUAGUAUCUGGAAACUGAAUGAUCUGCGUGACCUAAACCAAAAUGUCUCAUUGUUUUUGUUUGGAGAAGUCCACAAAGAACACUGGAAGACUGAGCAAGGCACUGUCAUAGGACUGCUUAAUGCCAAUCCCAUGAAGCCAAAGGAAGGUUCAGAUGAAGUAUGUUUGUCUAUUGAUCAUGCCCAGAAGAUCUUAAUUAUGGGUGAAGCUCUUGACCUGGGAACCUGCAAAGCAAAGAAAAAGAAUGGAGAGUCAUGUACACAGAUUGUCAAUCUGAAUGACUGUGAGUACUGUCAAUAUCAUAUACAGUCUCAGUAUAAGAAACUCAGUGCCAAGCGAGCAGAUUUGCAGUCUUCCUUCUCUGGAGGCAAAGUGCCAAAGAAAUUUGCCCGCAAAGGCUCCAGCCUGAAAGAAAGACUGUGUCGGGAUGGCUUUUACUAUGGAGGAGUCUCUUCUGAGUCAUAUGCAGCCUCAGUUGCCUCCACCACUGCUCCUAAGAAGACUAUUCAGACUACUCUGACCAACUUGGUUUUAAGAGGCACAGAUGCAAUUGUCCAAGAAACACGACAGAAAUUAGGACUCCCACAGAAGACUCAGUCAUGUUCUGAGGAAUUUAAACAAUUAAUGGAUUUGCCUACAGUUGGAGCAAGAAACCUAAAAAAACAUUUGGCCAAAUCCAAAUCACCAGGACCUCUGGGAAACCCUUGUCCUCCCAUCCAAUCCAUCCCUGCAUCAGCUUUGCUGAAACAACAGAAACAACAUAUGUUAGAAAUAAGGAAAAAGAGAACCGAAGAAAUACAGAAGCGAUUCCUUGAAAGUACAGCUGGAGUCAAAAGACCAGCUUCACAUUCCUCUUCAGAGAAGUCCCCUUUGCAGUCUUCAAGGCCAGGGGCAGAAUUUCCCAAGGUGAAAAGAACCCUCAGUCCGCAGACCCCAAAGCUUGGACGAGGAUUCUCAGAAGGAGAUGAUAUUCUCUUCUUUGAUGACUCCCCCCAACCAGGACCAAAGCUAAGUGCUUUUGCAGAAACUAAGAAGUUAACAGCUAUUGCCAAAUUGAGAGCCAAAGGCCAGGUCCUUACAAAAGCAGAUCCAAACUGUAUUAAACGGAAGCAGUGUGACCUUCAGAGCGUAACAGAGCGUGUAGAGAAAAGCACCUCAUCACCGCCAGCUGAAGAUGACCUAGAACCUGUGCAAAAGAAGCGUCGAGAACAGCUGGCCUACCUAGAGUCUGAGGAGUUCCAGAAAAUUCUCAAAGCUAGAUCCAAGCACACUGAGGUGCUGAAGGAGGCGGAAGCAGACCUACAGGAACACUAUUUUGAACCUCUGGUGAAAAAAGAACAAAUGGAAGAAAAAAUGAAAAGUAUUAGGGAAAUGAAAUGCCGAGUGGUAACGUGCAAAACGUGCAACUAUACCCAUUUCAAGCUCUUGGAGACCUGUGCCAGUGAGAACCAUGACUACCACUGGCAUGAUGGUGUGAAGCGGUUUUUCAAGUGUCCCUGUGGAAAUAGAACCAUAUCUCUUUACAGGCUACCUCAGAAGCACUGCAGUAAUUGUGGCCUCUUCAAAUGGGAAAGGGAUGGAAUGCUAAAAGAGAAGACUGGGCCAAAAAUUGGUGGAGAGACCCUGUUACCAAGAGGAGAAGAACAUUCCAGAUUUUUGAAUAGCCUUAAAUAGCCCUGUCUUCAGUAGUUAACAUACCACUUACCUCUCUUCUUGUGUCUCCAGAAAAACAACCUAUUGGUUCAGUAUUGACCAUAAAUGGAUACUUCUACAAAAGCAGGUUAAGCCAAAAAGAAACACCUGCUUGGUUGCUUUCACUGGAUUGGUCUGAGUGCUGAUAUUGACAUUUAAAAUAAGAGAUGAAGACAGAGGAAUUUCCUGUUUUUUUCCUAGGGACUGACACUUAAAUAAGUGGGUUCAGAGAAGGCACGCUUCCCAACCUGCACAUGCAGUUAAAGCCAAGCUAUCUGUCUUCUCUCAUACAGGAUAAGAUGUUACAUAUCAGGAUAAGAAGGCCUGCUUAGUACUCAUUGAACACCCAGUGGUGAACUAAACAGAUCCAUACCUCUCUCUGGCCCAGACAGGUUUUUUCUUACAUUCAAAGUGGAAGACAGGUGGUUGGUUUCUCUUCCUCUCAUCUCUGUUUUGAUUUGUGACCUUGAUCUAGUCUUUGAACUUCUUUAUUUCUCAUUCUCUGCACAAUAGUCCUGAGAAUACCAGCCUCUUCCCUCUCCGUGACUCUCAGUGAAUGAAUGGUUGAAAAAACCUUUUAAAUGCUUACUGUGUGCAAAAAAAACACUGAAGUGGUUUUGAUUCAGUGAACAGUACACUUUAUAUGGCUUAUAGGACCUUGCUACAGAAAGAGAUUGUUUUGUUUUUUUCUUCAAAAGGAAAAAGGUCAAUGAAAUUUAAGAACCUCAGUACAAAUUCUGAGGAAUUGUUCAAUAUGACUACUGAAAGCAUAUAACUCAUUGCCUGUAGAAACCUGUUAUUCAGGAUUAAAACAAGAGGGAGCAACUGUACAUCUAGGGAUGGGGGCCUUGAGCUCUAAGAUUCUGGAAAACAAAUUCAGGUCCUUCCUUCACAUCUACCAAACCUCUAAUUUGUAUAGUAGUAAGUGGGUGCUUUGUUUCUCUCGAAGUUACAUACCUCAACAACUGCACUUUCUGGAGUCUCACAUCUUCAAGAAGGUGUUUUUAUUGUCUACUAAUGAAGAAGACUAAUCAUUUAUCUCAGCUCACUGAGCCAGAAAACACUUGGCAAACACCAAAGUAUUUGUAAUGGCUCAUUUCAAGUGAAUGUGCUAUUCUAGUUACUGGAUUACAGCAUCUGAGUCCUUGAAAGCAUUUUGUAAGCUCUUCCUUCACAACCUGAACACAAAUAGCCUUUUUGGAAGAUCCACCUGGCCUUUAGGAACACUCUGUUGCUGCACAGCAGACCUGUUUUUCACUUGAACAAAAUGAGGGACCAAACGGACUGGAGAGAGCUCCGUAUUGUUACCUGGGGGGUAGAAAGACUCAUAGUGCUGGCCUUUGAUCUUAGUGGCUAAUUGAUGGCCUUAGCUAUUGAUCGAGGCUGGUGGAAUUGAUUUUGGGAUCCACUGUUUACGCUGUAUGAAUAUUCAUACAGUAGUAAUAAGAAGCUUACUUCUCACUACAAGAGCAAACCACACAACUGCUUUAACCUUGUUCUCUGCAAAGUGUAUUAAAUGUUUCCUUCACUACUAUAAUAAACGUGUCCUUUUCUUAA